Lottia gigantea (owl limpet) is the source of this 369-nucleotide messenger RNA. RefSeq lists its product as hypothetical. The coding region runs from base 1 to 369 and encodes 122 amino acids. Lineage: Eukaryota; Metazoa; Mollusca; Gastropoda; Lottiidae. The record is from RefSeq and is a predicted model, not a curated record. Gene Ontology annotation, biological process: spermatogenesis. The transcript has a single exon.
AUGUCUUGUUCAAGUGCUAACAGUAACUCAACUGGCAGAACAUCAUCACUUAGUCAACCUUGGAGAACAAGUGAACCAGUCGACUGUCACCAGCCCCAUCUUACACAUUAUCCCAGUGGAUCGGCUGGUUCAUACCUUCAAGCUCCAGAGUUACCAAAACCUGAUAAAUCAGAUAUAUUGUGGAACCAACCUGAUCAUUCCAACACAAACUCCAUCAAAAUGGACGAAAAUCAUGCUGCAGAAAUAAAGGCAGCCAUGGCAGGUUUUAAAUUGCCUAUGUCUAAUGUUCCAGACUGGGCUAAAAAUGUCUCUGACGAACAGUGGAAAGACACAAUUAUUCCCAAAAUUUUAUCCCCUGAAAAAAGAUAA